This is a messenger RNA of Salvia hispanica, 1133 nucleotides long. RefSeq names its product uroporphyrinogen-III synthase family protein (gene HEMD). The record is from RefSeq and is a predicted model, not a curated record. Gene Ontology annotation, biological process: uroporphyrinogen III biosynthetic process. Gene Ontology annotation, molecular function: uroporphyrinogen-III synthase activity. Gene Ontology annotation, cellular component: chloroplast. Lineage: Eukaryota; Viridiplantae; Streptophyta; Magnoliopsida; Lamiales; Lamiaceae.
UAGCAUAAAACAAAAAAAAUGUGUGCAAUCUGUAGCUGCUGCCCUCGAACUCGAAAUGAUGGCUAAAACCUCUCUAUCCACUUUCUCUUCGAUCUCUCCACAUCGGUGCUCUCCGUUUUCGAUUUCGUCUUCCUUUUCAUCUUGCCACUUCAACAGCACAAGAAUUUUCCUUACAAUCUCAUCAGCUUCUACAUCUCUUUCAAAUCCCAAAGUUGUUGUCACAAGAGAGCGCGGCAAAAAUGGCACACUUAUUGACGCUUUGGCAAAUCGCGGCAUUAAUUGUCUAGAGCUUCCUCUUGUUCAGCAUACUCAGUUGCCUGGUUUUGACAAGCUUUCUUCUUUACUACGCAGUAAUUCAUUUGAUUGGAUCAUCAUAACCUCACCUGAAGCUGGCAAUGUUUUUCUUGAUGCUUGGACAGCUGCAGGAACUCCAAAUGUUAGGGUUGGAGUUGUUGGAGCUGGUACAUCAAGUGUAUUUGGGAAAAUCGGGCCUUCUCUAAAAGAAAUCCUGAAUGUAGCUUUUGUACCAUCCAAAGCUAUUGGCAAGGUUUUGGCAGCUGAGCUUCCAAAACUUGGAAAUGCAAGGUGCACUGUUUUGUACCCAGCAUCAGCAAAAGCUAGCAAUGAGAUUGAGGAAGGACUUGCGAAGCGUGGAUUUGAGGUUAUGAGAUUAAACACAUAUACUACGGAACCCGUCAGUAAUGUGGAUCAAAUGGUUUUAGAUCAGGCACUUGUAGCUCCUGUUAUAGCCGUAGCAUCACCUUCUGCACUUCGUGCUUGGGUCAGCUUAAUACCAGAAGAACAACAGUGGGAUAAUGCCGUUGCAUGCAUUGGGGAGACAACUGCUUUGGUGGCUAAAAAGUUGGGGAUGAAGAAUAUAUUCUUCCCUUCUAAUCCAGGCAUUGAAGGAUGGAUAGAUAGUAUUUUGGAAGCCUUAGAGGCCCAAAACAAGUUGCAGAAGGUUUAGGGUCGGAUGUUGGCAACUUUUGGAGAAUAUAUCCAUCCAUGUUGGAGUAGUAUUUAGUUUUCCAUUGGCAGCUUUAAACAAGUAGAAGUUUGAGAGUUUGUAUGUUUUCUAAAUGUAUUAACUUCAUAAUUAUAUUCUUUAUAUUUUUAAUUUCUAAUUAUAUCCA